AUGUCUGGCUACGAAGGCGUUUCCCCUCCUUCAGGCUCUGCUGCUGCUGCUGCAGGAGGUGCAGCAAGUGGAGCAGUAUCUGCAGCAGCACCUACAGCAGCAGCAGCAGCUGCUGCUGUUACUGCUGCUCCUGCAAUGUCUUGCAGCAGCACGCGGCUCCUAACCUCCGCACCAGCAAGAGAUGCCCCUGCAUAUGAGGCUGGCGCCCCCACCCGUCUGUUAGCAAAGACCCCCUUCGAGUUCUGUGCUGCAGCAGCAGCAGCAGCAGCAACAGAUGAUGAUGAUGAUGAUGAUUGUUUGCAUGCAGCAGCAGUGAAGGCAGAGGAGAGGCUUUCUCGGUCUGUACAGACACCCCGUGGCUGUCGUUUGCUGCAUUCUUCUCGGCGCUGUGGGAGCAGUUGCUGCUGCGGCGGAUCAGCAGCAGCAGCAGCAGCAGCAGCAAGUUCAGAUGCAGAAGGAGAAGCAGCAGGAGCUGCUGGGGAUGGCAACAGCCGGGAGAGUAUUCGUGUGCAGGUGUUUGAGAAGCUGCAGCAGCAGCGGGAGCAGCAAGAGUGGGAGGCAGAGCAGGCGCUGCAGCAGCAAGCAGCAAGUCUGCGGCAGCAGCUAGUAUACCUGCGUAGACAGCUGAAGGCGCAGCAAGAUGAAUCUCUGCUGCAGCAGGAGCUGCUGCAGCAGCGCGAGGCUGCUCUGGAGGCAGCAAUGAAAGAAACAGCGAAACUAAGAAGUAGAGAACAACAACUAAAACAAGAAAAAGAAAUAAUAAAACAAACGCAUGCACAAAUACAAACAGAAAUGCAGCAGCAGCAGCUAACAGCAAGACAACAAAGAGCAAAUGUUGCCCUCGAAUAUGCAAAAAAAAUUAAUAAAGAAAGAGAGAUAUUUGCUGCUCAGCUGCAUGCGCUGCAGCAGGACAAAGAAGCAGCAGCAAACGCAAACAAAAAAAUGCAGGAAGAAAUACUGCUGCUUAGGCAGCAGUUGAGGGCUACAGCAGCAGCAGCAGCAGCAGCAGCAGCAGCAGGAACAGCAACUGCAGCAGCAGCAACAGCAUAUCAUCCGCCGCAGAUGCAAACAGCAGGAAAACAGAAUCUACUGCUGCAGCAGCAACAGCUGCAGCAGCAGCAGCAGCAGCAGCAGUGCCUCUCGCCUCAGUCUGUAACAAGCGAGGAGGGGCUCCUCCAAAGCCACCGCAGCACCACCUGCAGCAGCAGCAGCAGCAGCAGCAGCAAAAGCAGCAGCAUCAGCAGCACCAACGGGCUACCGCUGCUGCCUUUAACGUCCCCACGUAUCCUGCGCAUGCAUCUAUCGCAGCAGCAGCAGCAGCAGCAGCUUGCUGCAGCAGAUCCUCUCCCUUCACUUGCUGAUGAAUUGAGAGCCCCCUCAGCUCUGCCCACCAGCAGAAACUACAGCAGCAGCAGCAGCAGCAGCAGCAGCAGCGGACGCUGCCCCCCAACCCAGCAGCAGCAGCAGCAGCAGCAGCAGCAGCAGCAGCAUCUACAGCUACCAGAGGAGGGAACAGGCGAUCUGAUAGAUUUAGAGGCGGGCCCUAUCGACAGCAGCAACCCAGAAGCAGCGCAGCAGCUGCUGCUGCGGAUGCUGCAGUAG
Eimeria mitis is the source of this 1602-nucleotide messenger RNA. RefSeq lists its product as uncharacterized. NCBI's taxonomy places the organism in Eukaryota, Apicomplexa, Conoidasida, Eucoccidiorida, Eimeriidae. The record is from RefSeq and is a predicted model, not a curated record. The coding region runs from base 1 to 1602 and encodes 533 amino acids. The transcript is spliced from 2 exons.